UGUGGAUCCGUCACCACUGGGCACGGACCACUACUCGUAAGGACCCACAGGUCCACGAGUAAGGAAUGCAUACAAAAUUGUAAAUAGCUUCCUAGAUAGAUUCCUUUCCUUUUACCUAAUUAAUCAAUCAAUACUACGAGACUCAUUCCGAUACAUAUCAUCAUAGUGAUAGUGUAUCACGAGUCCUUGUAUUGAGGUACCAGAAGGCACAAAUAGCUAUUUUUGCAGGCAGACCGCCAAUAGCAGAAAUAAUAAACAAAACAACGUGACAUCUUGAUACAUCAAUCAAAACAACCACAAUGUCGGAUCCUAAGAAAUCCAACAAUGAACAAGGCGCCAAAGGUGACGAUCCCUGGACAAGCGGCCAAACCGGCUACGGAUCAGGUGUAAACGGCGCCCAUCAAAGAAUGGAUGAAAUCGGCAGCAAACUACACACCACGAUUGAUACAAUCAAGGCACAAAUGGUUCAACAAAACGAAUCAUUCGACAAUAAAAUGGAUACAUUGAUGAACGCAAUGGACAUCAUGCAACAAUCCAUGAAAGAUAUGAAAACCCAAAUCAGCGGAUUCAGAAACAAUCCGACAACACCGGCGAUAAAGUCAUCGUCGACAACACCCCUAGCAACAGCAUCAUCAUCAUCAUCGCAGAAGUCUGCGAGACAAGCCCCCGACACAAACCAAUUCAAGCAGAAGCCUGUCAACGUCAGCGACGAAAGCCGACUGGCAAACGGUAAGCUCAAUCUACACCGCCCGAUGAACACAAGCCGCACCAUAUACACACCUCAGGAAGAGAAAGUGAAAUCAAUAUGGCCUGAAGUAGUAUUGAGCGACCAAGGUAACAGCUACGCAAGAUGCGAAGACAAGAACAAAGUCGUUCUACCCCCUACCCUCAAGCUCGUCUGGGCAGACAACAAAGUACUCGACAAACUUAAAGAAAUACAAGACAGACUGAUGAUAGCACUCGUACCAUACAACCUAUGGCCGAUAAGAAUAGCAACAGAACUGUCAGGAGACUUCCAACAAGUGUCAACAUGGACACGCGCAUGGCUACCCACCUGGGUCGAAUUCGUAGAAGCCAUACUGCAAGUACUGGCAGAUCACCACGUACUACACAGUCCGAUAACCUCAUUCGCAACCAUGUUGCCAUACCAGAAUGAGAACCUGACCAACUUCAUGCGACGAAUUCGCGAAGCAUUCUAUCGAUUGACGAUGGACGACAGAGCCACGCACCAGACACGAGAAAUCCUGAUCAACAUACUGCGAACACACGCACCAAGAGUAUGGUUGACGUGUCAGGACCACAUGGAAACAUGGAACACAGGAGAGUUAAUCGAGGAAGCCGUCAGACGAGCACGCAUUAUCGAGCAGACAGCAGUAGAAGACAAGAUAUACAGCACCCCGGAGACUACGAUACAACUACAAGGUAAAGCAGCACCAUUCUAUCACAUGAAAAUAGGUGAAGCUACACCCGAUCACCCCGGAAAAGCAGAGAUCGCGCCAGAAGACGCGAGAAGAACAGUGCCAGACGCCGCAAAACAAUCAUCUAUAUCCGACCCUCGAGAUGAUGACCGCCAAGUCAGCAUGACAGAUGAACACGGCUACGCAGCCAAAACAUCAGAUGGCGAAUGUUUUAACUGCGGUAAAAAAGGCCACUGGGCCAAGGACUGUAGGAAGAAAACACAGUUCUCCCGUAAGUCACCCUCUAACGGUGAGAAGAUCACCAUCAAAGGCACACUCUUUAAAGACAACAAGACGAAUUUCACAAAGAAAUUCAAAGGAGCUGUCAACAAGUGGAAGAACAAGAACGACAAGCGAGUCCACUUCGCCGACGACGAAGACGAUGACAACGACACAGAGGAACGCGCAUCAGAACUAGACGACGAGACCCUCGACCAAGCCCUCGAAGAUAUUUUCGGACAAUAUCUCGCGGACAAAGAGGACGAAUAG
This is a messenger RNA of Daldinia vernicosa, 1946 nucleotides long. RefSeq lists its product as uncharacterized. Gene Ontology annotation, molecular function: nucleic acid binding; zinc ion binding. The record is from RefSeq and is a predicted model, not a curated record. The transcript has a single exon. Lineage: Eukaryota; Fungi; Ascomycota; Sordariomycetes; Xylariales; Hypoxylaceae. Bases 300 to 1946 code for a protein of 548 amino acids.